GUACCUCGCUGGCCCAGCCGUGCGCGCGCUGGCGCGAUUUGUAUCAUGGAAAGGAACAAACUGUGAAGCAUCGCUGAAUGUGACGUUAUCCAUGCAUCAGCCAGCUCCGUCGGCUCUCUCGGGUCUGUGCCGAGUCACCGACUGUCUUUACCUGAGUAAUGCCCGAGCGGCCGGUGAUCCCCGCCAGGUGACUGGCUGCGGGAUAACCUGCAUCAUCAACGUCACUGAGAAAAAGGGCAGCGUCUCGCCCCCUCCAGGGGUGGAGUACUUCCACAUCCCGGUCUCUGAUACCCCGUUCUCUCGACUCAGCGAUCACUUUGACGAGGUGGCGGAUAAAAUUCAGGUUACGGCAGAGAGCAGCGGCCGCACGCUGGUGCACUGCAACGCCGGGGUGAGCCGCUCAGCUGCCCUGUGCAUGGCUUACCUAAUGAAGCACCGCGGCGUGAGCCUCCUAGAGGCCCACGGCUGGGUCAGGACCUGUCGCCCUGUCGUGAGACCCAAUAACGGGUUCUGGAAACAGCUCAUCCAGUAUGAGGGGGAGCUUCGUGGUUGCAACUCUGUCCGCAUGGUGUCCUCAUCCAUGGGAGAGAUACCUGACAUUUAUGAAGAGGAGGCCAGGAAUAUGAUGCCACUGUGAGGGAAGCACGCUUCUUUGUGUGUGGUGGGAAAGUGGGACAUAAUUUCACAAUGAUCUGCAGUGUGCUGGCCUUAACUGUAAAAUCCUGUGCAGCCUUGAAAGAAAGCAUAAACAGUGAAUGGGUUCCCUCCAGGCCCUCAUAAUAAUGGGCAGUUGUGCAGAGUAACAGUGAGCUACUGUAUAAUUUAUGCCUGCCGUGGUUUUCCCAUGGUGCAUUUGGCCACCUCUUGCUUGAUUAUGUGAGAUUUUUGGUGAGCUCAGGAACCGCUGGCAGAUACGAACCCUCCAUCAUUCUGCAAAAUGCUCAAACAUCCAGGAGAAGUGAGAUUUACCACAACACGUUUGUCAUGAAUGGGAGCUCUAAAGAAAGGCUUGUAGUAGACUUCUACUCAAUGUGACUAAAUGCUGCUCCACUAUCUUUCAGAUCAAUGUGUACUUUUUAUACCACAACAUUUAUCUGAAAAAUUACAGGAUGUCAUAUUAAAGGAUU
Messenger RNA from Neolamprologus brichardi, 1127 nucleotides. RefSeq names its product dual specificity protein phosphatase 18. Gene Ontology annotation, molecular function: protein tyrosine phosphatase activity; MAP kinase tyrosine/serine/threonine phosphatase activity. The record is from RefSeq and is a predicted model, not a curated record. Lineage: Eukaryota; Metazoa; Chordata; Actinopteri; Cichliformes; Cichlidae. Gene Ontology annotation, biological process: peptidyl-tyrosine dephosphorylation. Gene Ontology annotation, cellular component: cytoplasm.